UAAGGCGUAUUGUGAGAUGUGUUCAUUGGAUUCAGCGACUAAGUUGCUCGAUGAGAUGGAGAAUAAGGGUGUGAACCCGGAUAGGAUCACGUUUAACACUCUUUUAUAUGCCUUUUACGUGAAUGGACAGUUUGCGGAUGCUGAGAUGAUAUGGCAAAGAAUGGUAAAUAAGAAUGUUACACCUGAUAUUAGGAGUUAUAAUGCAAAGUUGUAUGGGUUGGCAAUCGAGAAGAAAACAAAAGAAGCUGUUGAGUUAGUUGAAGAGAUGAGGAAGAAGACAAUUAAGGUGGAUGUCUUUAGUUUCAAUGCUGUGAUAAAGGGGUUUGUUAAUGAAGGGAAGUCGGAAGAAGCUAAGCGGUGGUAUGAUGAUAUUGAGAAGAGUGAUUGUGCCAUAAACAAAGGGACUUUUACAAUACUCGUUCCCUUUGUUUGUGAGAAAGGUGAUUUGGAGUUUGCUUUUGAACUCUGCAAGAAGAUUUUUAGUAGGCGGUGCCUUGUUGAUCUGGAAUUGUUGCAGCUUGUUGUGGAUUCUUUGGUUAAGGAAUCCAAGAUUGAGGAGGCAAAAGAGUUGUUGGAGCUUUCGAAGACAAAUGAUUACUGUCGUUACAAUCUGAAAUUAUCUUCAGAAAAGUAAUCCAAUGUCUUUUAAGCUUUUGUUCUUCUGUUUAUUUUCUUAUAGAUUAGAUCCUUGUGAGCUUUUAGCUCGUUUAGUAUCACUGCCAAAUUUGUAGAAGUAUGGCAUUGAGUUUUUCUCCAUGUUUUGCAUAUCCAUACUGAUGCGGAACUGUUUUAAUGUUUGAGUUAUUUAUGCUUUAAUGUAUCCAAUAAACUGGAAAUUUGAAUAUCAAUUGUGGUAUGGAGUUUUUGUUUGGAUGGUA
This is a messenger RNA of Pistacia vera, 878 nucleotides long. Its product is annotated as pentatricopeptide repeat-containing protein At3g13160, mitochondrial-like. NCBI's taxonomy places the organism in Eukaryota, Viridiplantae, Streptophyta, Magnoliopsida, Sapindales, Anacardiaceae. Gene Ontology annotation, cellular component: chloroplast. The transcript has a single exon. The coding region runs from base 17 to 634 and encodes 205 amino acids. Gene Ontology annotation, molecular function: protein binding. The record is from RefSeq and is a predicted model, not a curated record.